AGAUUUCACAAUGUCAAUGGUCCGCUGCUGUUAAGAUUGUGAUGAGACAAAAGGCUGGGUGACGUUGUCAUUUUUCUGAUCCCAAUCUUCAGAAUCCACGAGAGCUUUUUGGUGUCGAAAGCAAACAGGAUUACCUUGAAAACCCAAGAUCAUCGAGCAGCUUUCAUUCAUUGACGCAGAGCGUUAGAGGGGCAUUAUCAGUGUAGGAAACUGCAUUGUUGUGGCGCGCGCGGGAUUUGCUGAGCCCGAUCCGCGCGCGCCCGGGGCCCUUCGGUCUUGUUUUUUUGGAACCUUUUGACACCUGCAAUGAUUGGUUGGAGUGGGAAUGCCAAGAAUAGCGAGUGACGAUACACCCAACAUGAAAGCUUUCUUUAUCUUUCUCCGUUAGGAUACGUAGAAUCCAUCAAGACCGCUACGGCAUAACGACAUUGAUUCAUCAUGGCAACUGUCAUUCCACGAAUGCGCAAGUCGUCAAAUGCUGACUCAUCAGAUGAUUCUCCGUCAGAGCAGUCACCAUCUGCACCAAUCGGUUUCAGACAAUCAUCGCUGGAAAACCUGUACAAUACAGACAUCGAAAGGAAAAUUUUAGAAUCGACCAGAUCAAAGAUUUGGUUCUUCUUGGACGACCCUUCUUCUUCUCGACCCGCUUAUUUUUUCUCCGUAUUCAUUUUGAUGCUUAUCUUGCUAUCGUGUACAAGUUUUGUUUUGGAAACCAUUCCGAUAUUGUGCUGUGGGAGAUACGACUCAGUAUGGAAUAACAUCGAGGUUGUAUGUGUUUCCGCAUUCACUUUUGAAUAUUUGUCACGCCUUCUUGUUGUGCCCACGUUUAUGAACAAUGAGGGGAGGCUGGCUAGCUCAGAAAGAACAGGCCCAACAGCAGAAAUUCUAGCAAGAUUACGAUUCCUGUUCAGACCGUUGAAUGCAAUCGACUUGACCGCAAUUCUGCCCUACUACAUACAACUCAUGCUACCGAAUGGUAACGGAGCAAGUGGAACAUCAUUCCUACGAAUAAUUCGAUUGGCUCGGGUUUUCCGUUUGUUCAAGCUUUCGAAGUAUAGUGAGGGGAUGUGGUUGCUGUCAGCAACCUUGAUGAGGAGCUGGCGUGCACUGAGCAUGUUGCUCUUCUUCAUGUUGAUUUCUGUAAUUUUAUUCUCGAGUGUGAUGUACUAUGUGGAGCGUGGGGAUUUUUUUUAUUGUACCAUGGAUGCGGCAAGGCAAAACCUGUGCAGGAUUGAAGAUGUUGUCACCUUUGAUCCCACUGUCGGACAGGGUCUAGAACAGUGUCGGCAGAUGGUGCAAGAUGCAUUGGGGAUUUCUUUAGACUGCUGCGAUGGACAGGCUUGGUACGCAUGGCCACCAUUGGACCAGAACGGGGACGGAUGCAUUGACAAGAGCAAGUUCGAGAGCAUCCUGUUAACAGCGUGGUGGUGUGUGGUCACGAUGACAACCGUUGGUUACGGAGAUGUUGUUCCAGUGACAGCCGGUGGUCAGCUGAUAGCAGUGCUCACAAUGCUCAGCGGGAUUCUUCUGUUGGCGUUACCGAUCACUGUCAUUGGAUCAAACUUUAACAUUGAGUACGAGAGGUCAGAGGCUGAACAAAGGAUGCAUGAACAGCUUGAAUGGGCAGAGAAAUCAAAAUCUCAAAAAGUGACACCGUUAGAAGAAAGAGAAGCUUCUGUCCCCCAAGAUGAAAUCAUUGCAACACCUUCAUCAAAUUUGCCAGGGAAUGGGUCGAUGGCAACUCCAACCCCGAUGAAACAAAGGCGCAGUCUAAUGUCAAGUAGCUGGAGAGAAGAAUCGAGGCCUGGAGCAGACUCCAAUUCAGCGGGUACUCAAAGAAUACUCUUGGCAACUGUGGAGCGGUUGAUGGCUGAACAUCGUGAGAUGAUUCUACGGAAAGCAGACGAGAUGAUAAAAGAGCAUGUAAAGGAGAUUGCGAGAGAGGUCGUCGCGCGAAACAGGGAGAAAAAGCAUGGGACUGGGAACGGGACCGACCCAACAAGCUAGGAGUGCCGUCAUGAUAUUUUAACUAUGCAGAAUAGAAAGGUGUAAAAAGUUGCUAUUAAUUCAAAUAAAUGUAACUAUAAUCG
Molecule: messenger RNA, 2090 nt
Organism: Guillardia theta CCMP2712
Lineage: Eukaryota; Cryptophyceae; Pyrenomonadales; Geminigeraceae
Exons: 10
Coding region: 439-2007 (522 amino acids)
Biological process (GO): potassium ion transmembrane transport
Cellular component (GO): membrane
Molecular function (GO): voltage-gated potassium channel activity
Source: RefSeq, a predicted model, not a curated record